This is a messenger RNA of Heterocephalus glaber (naked mole-rat), 3386 nucleotides long. It is a transcript of the gene Lrrc14, whose product is annotated as leucine rich repeat containing 14. Gene Ontology annotation, molecular function: kinase binding. Gene Ontology annotation, cellular component: cytoplasm. Lineage: Eukaryota; Metazoa; Chordata; Mammalia; Rodentia; Bathyergidae. The record is from RefSeq and is a predicted model, not a curated record.
CUGUCCUGUCUUCGAGAUCUGCAGCGUCCUCGCGAGAUUUGAGCAUGGCCGAGCCAGGCAGAGGGUGGGUGUCCGGGGUUUCUCAGGAACCGGUGCCAUAAGGACUUGUUGUGUGUGCAAGGUCAGCAAGCGCAGGGGUCCUGGAGUUGGACUGGUCUCCACCCUCUUCCUUAAGCUGUGACCUUGGCCUUAGUUUUCCAGUCUGUCAGAGGGGGAUUAUGGUGCACAGGAAGUCUGCUAAAAUCAGCUGCAGGGCUGAUCCCACGUCGCAGAUAUCCUGAUGGCCUCAAGGGUCGUUUGUGUGCGUCUUCUCAGCUUGGAUGCUGCUUUGGCAGCCGUCUCUGCCUCAUUUGAGGAAUCCCUGGCCUGAGCCCUUCUGUAUCUCAUGGAUUUAAGUCAUGGUUUCUCCUCACAUUAGUUCUUCAGGGAAGAGACAGAUGACUAGGCAGGUGGAAAUGACCACUGAAGGUGAGAGGCUUUUUCUCAGGGGUUUCUAUGCCUGGUGACGUCCCAGAAAAUAGUAAUUAACUGUGGGGCUCGGAUUGAGGUCCUUGAUCUCAUGGGUCACGUUAACUGGACUCUCUUUCCUGGGUUCUGCUCCUUUUCUUAUCGGCUCUGCUGUUUAUUAAGCUGUGUCUGUGCUGCAUGGAUUCCAAGGACAGCUCUUGAGCACAUCUGUGAGGAGGGUGAGCAAGGGAAACAUGAUGUGGCUGCUGGCCUGGGAAUACACCUGUUCUAGGCGUGGUGGAGGUCUGAGGGUUGGGACUGGGCUUUACUCUACUUUUGAGAAGGAUUUCUGAAGCAGCUUUGUGAUUUGGGAAGCCUGAAGUACCAAUGGGAGACCCUGCAGAGCGACCACCUUCUGUCAGAAGCACACACAAACAAGCAGGUUAUUGAUGGUGCCAUCCCAUUUAUGUACUGCUUGAUGCUUUGUUUUCCUAAAGAAGCCGCAUGCUACUGGAGGUGGCUGCCUGCCCAGCCCAGCGCCAUGCAUACACUUGUGUUCCUGAGCAUGCGGCAGGUGCUCAAGUGCCAGUCAGCUGCCUGCCAGGCCUUGCCCCUGCUGCCCCGAGAACUCUUCCCCCUGCUCUUCAAGGUGGCCUUCAUGGACAAGAAGACAGUUGUACUGCGUGAGUUGGUACACACAUGGCCCUUCCCACUCCUCAGCUUCCAGCAGCUCCUGCAGGAGUGUACCCACUGCAGCCGGGCCCUGCUGCAGGAGCGGCCCAGUACUGAGAGCAUGCAGGCUGUGAUCCUGGGGCUGACUGCUCGGCUCCACACCCUGGAGGGUGAGGCUGGCACACAACCCCUCUGCAGGAAGCAUGCUCUUCGGGUGCUGGAUAUGACUGGUCUCCUGGAUGAUGGUGUGGAGCAGGACCCUGGUACCAUGAGCAUGUGGGAUUGCACAGCAGCUGUGGCCCGCACAUGCAUUGCCCAGCAGCAUGGUAGGAAUGCAGAGCAAGGGCAGGUUCCUGUCCCUGUGGAGGUUCGUGUGGAUCUUCGGGUGAACCGGGCCUCUUAUGCAUUCCUUCGUGAGGCACUCCGAAGCAGCCUAAGCAGCCCACUUCGGCUCUGCUGCCGGGAUCUCCGGGCUGAGGACCUGCCCAUGCGUAAUACCGUGGCCCUGCUGCAGCUUCUGGAUGCAGGCUGCCUGCGCCGUGUGGACCUGCGCUUCAACAAUCUGGGCCUGCGUGGCCUGUCUGUCAUCAUCCCACAUGUGGCCCGUUUUCAGCACUUGGCCAGCCUGAGGCUGCAUUAUGUACAUGGGGAUUCAAGGCAGCCCUCCGUGGAUGGCGAGGACAACUUCCGCUAUUUCCUGGCUCAGAUGGGCCGCUUUACCUGUCUUCGGGAGCUCAGCAUGGGUUCUUCCCUCCUUUCAGGCAGGCUGGACCAACUGCUCAGCACUCUGCAGAGCCCCUUGGAGAGUUUGGAGCUGGCCUUUUGUGCUCUGGUGCCUGAGGACCUGCAGUUCCUGGCACGGAGCUCCCAUGCUGCCCACCUCAAAAAGCUGGACCUAAGUGGGAACGACCUGUCAGGCAGCCAGCUGACACCCUUCCAGGGUCUGUUGCAGGCAGCAGGGGCCACACUGCUGCAUCUUGAGCUGACUGAGUGCCAGCUUGCUGAUGCCCAGCUAUUGGCCAUACUACCCACCUUGACUCGCUGUGUCAAUCUCCGCUAUCUUGGCCUGUAUGGCAAUCCAUUAUCCAUAGCUGGCCUUAAGGAGCUGCUGCGGGACUCAGUGGUGCAGGCUGAGUUGCGCACUGUAGUGCACCCCUUCCCUGUGGACUGCUACGAAGGUCUUCCCUGGCCACCCCCUGCAUCUGUCCUGCUGGAGGCCUCCAUCAAUGAGGAAAAGUUUGCUCGUGUAGAAGCUGAGUUGCACCAGCUACUGCUGGCCUCAGGCCGUGCCCAUGUGCUCUGGACCACAGACAUCUAUGGACGCCUGGCUGCAGACUAUUUCAGCCUGUGAUCUCCAAGCUCUGGAUGAUACACAGAAUAUGGCCAUAUGGAGAGACUCACCCAGCUCCAGAACCCUUCCUGGGCAAGUGAGGGCCUCCUGUUCCUGCAGUGACAUCUGCACCCUGGUGACUAUAUUCCUUGGCUGAGUGCAAGCGGCUCCCAGGGCAAGGGCUUGGGGAAUGCCAGAUGGGACAGUCCAAGGACCAGUUAUCCAAGCAUGAGCAGAAGCAGGCUCUGGGUAGACAUGUCCCCUUAUCCUCUCACUGUGGGGACUGGCAGGAACCUAAGGCUCCUUUUGUGCCCCCAGGACAGAGGUUCCUUUUGUGCCCCCAGGACAAGGCCCAGGUCCCUACCUGACCUUGUCCCAGUUAAUUCCAGUUCUUUUUGUCCCUUGCACUUGUGCUGUCCCCACCUUGAGGUUCAUCUGUCAUGACCUGAAAGGAGACAAUGGCAAAACUGGUUUUGGAGGAGCCAUGAGCCAUAGGGAAGUCCAGGACGAGCUUGGCACAGCACCUGCUAUACCUUCCUAGGAGUGGAGGUGGGUAGAGUGCUUGGAAAGAGGUGGGGCUUAUUCUCAGGUAACUUGUACAAAAUUGGAGGAUGAGACAAUAGGAAAAUCAAUUCAGGAGCCAUGGGCUUUUGCUUUCCAGGCUGCCUUGCAGCAAGCCCUCUUUUUGGUAGGUGGAAUCCUGGGAAAGCUAAGGUAUAAGGGCUUAGGCUGCCAAAUAGGUUUUUAUUUUUCAGGUCCUGGGGAAUAAAUCAGGAAUUUUACACUGAGAUAUAUUUUACAUUCCCUAUCCUUUUUAUUUUUUUCUUAAUAUUGAGUUGGGGUCUCAAGUCACUAAGUUGGUCAGAUAGGGCCUGAACUUGUAAUCCUUCUGCUUCAGCCUCCCAGAGUGCUGGAAUUACAAAUGUCCACCACCAUA